AUGGGCCAGAACCGGACUGGACUCGUGGCUCUGGUUCAUGGCAGGACAAGGAACAAGGGAAGAGAGGAGAAAGGAGGGCCGAACCUGGAGGCAAACACGCCGGGCCCUGUCGAGCCCUCUACGCACGAUCUGUGUUCUACUGUUCUUCUGCUCUUCAUCUCCCGCCUCUGCAACUUCCGCGCAUCAACCAAACAAUGCUCGCUGCUUGGUGGCCGUUUGGCCCUCGCCUCCCUCGCUGUCGGUGGACGAAAGAGUACGGUACCGACGGGCGGGGGAGGCGACAACGAGGCGACAACGAGCGGCGUUCAGAGCUCUUCCGUCGAUGCCACUCCAGGCAUUCCAGAGGGGAUCUUCAGUGGCCAAACAAUGCGGUCGCGGGAAACGGUAUCCUUGUAUCCGAGGGCGCAGGGCCGCAUUGGCUCCAGGACGCAUUCCCGGGCUGUCGCCAUGGGAAAGUGGGUGACGGGAUGCACAAGUCGAGUGCAGAAGACCAUCGAAUUGGUGAAAGACGUCGAUCAGAUCGAAACGUGCAGUGCCCUCCCGUUCGUCACCGAGGGUCUCUUCCCCUCACCUGGCACACCGCAGCAAUGA
Messenger RNA from Colletotrichum spaethianum, 591 nucleotides. RefSeq lists its product as uncharacterized. The coding region runs from base 1 to 591 and encodes 196 amino acids. The record is from RefSeq and is a predicted model, not a curated record. The transcript has 4 exons. Lineage: Eukaryota; Fungi; Ascomycota; Sordariomycetes; Glomerellales; Glomerellaceae.